This is a messenger RNA of Alexandromys fortis (reed vole), 1222 nucleotides long. RefSeq names its product actin related protein 2/3 complex subunit 4 (gene Arpc4). The transcript is spliced from 6 exons. The record is from RefSeq and is a predicted model, not a curated record. Gene Ontology annotation, cellular component: Arp2/3 protein complex; actin cytoskeleton. Lineage: Eukaryota; Metazoa; Chordata; Mammalia; Rodentia; Cricetidae. Gene Ontology annotation, biological process: Arp2/3 complex-mediated actin nucleation; actin filament polymerization. Gene Ontology annotation, molecular function: actin filament binding. Bases 351 to 887 code for a protein of 178 amino acids.
AAUGCUAGGCCUGAGGUGUCCCCUAGGAAGCAGCCAGGGGCUAGGGCGGGGCUCAGAAUCAAGUUCUCUCUAGGGACCGGCUUCCGGGCCGAGCCACAGGGCUGCUAGUAGGAGGAGUCCGGAGAGGAUAGGGGAGCACCGCCGGAAGAAACGUCGGGCUUCUCCGGCUCGGCCUGUCCUAAUUUGGUGCCCAACCUGAGGUCGGGCUGUACUAUUGUUCCGUGGGGGGGAUAAAGUUACAACCAAGGCCACAAGAACCAAGGGCGCUGGCAAAAGAUGUACCGAGACCCAAGGGGCCUCGAGUACUUCUGUGUCACUGCAGGCCUCCUACAAGUCCCAGCGGUCCGAGUAUGAAAUCGUCCCGGAGAUCCGAACGUCGCUCGACUGCCACUCUCCGCCCCUACCUUAGUGCCGUGCGGGCCACACUGCAGGCUGCCCUCUGCCUGGAGAACUUCUCCUCCCAGGUCGUGGAAAGACACAACAAGCCAGAGGUCGAAGUCAGGAGUAGCAAAGAGCUCCUAUUGCAACCUGUUACCAUCAGCAGGAAUGAGAAGGAAAAGGUUCUGAUCGAGGGUUCCAUCAACUCUGUCCGGGUCAGCAUUGCUGUGAAACAGGCUGAUGAGAUUGAGAAGAUUUUAUGCCAUAAGUUUAUGCGCUUCAUGAUGAUGCGAGCAGAGAACUUCUUUAUCCUUCGAAGGAAACCUGUGGAGGGGUAUGACAUCAGCUUUCUCAUCACCAACUUCCACACGGAGCAGAUGUACAAACACAAAUUGGUGGACUUUGUAAUCCACUUCAUGGAGGAGAUUGACAAGGAGAUCAGUGAGAUGAAGCUGUCAGUCAAUGCCAGGGCCCGCAUUGUGGCCGAGGAGUUCCUCAAGAAUUUUUAAAUCAUCUGGCUGGAUCUCGUGGCCUUCCCCCUUAGCCUUCCCUGUGUCUCUGCGCAUCUGCGACGGUGUCCUGGAGUCAACCCCGGAGCAGCGGUGCAGCAGCAGCAGGAAGCUGGGUUGGGUGGGCAUCGGAUGCGGGAGGCGGGUGUGGUGUGCUUGCUGGCUGUGCAAAAAAGGCAGCAGUGGACCUGCCCUGAGCCCAUGCGUGUCUGGUCAGGCUAGCUUCUGAUGUUCAGUCCCCUGGGCUGGGACAGACUUUUUUUUAAAAUGUCUUGAAACCUAAACUCUGUGCUUGUAGAAGACUGUAACCUUUUUGUCUUUUUUUUUUUUUUUUU